AUGAUUCACCUGAUCUCGACUCAGUACGGUGUCUUCAGUGCUGUGACGGUUUUACUUCUACUAACAGACUCUUGUGGAGGCCAGACUCAGCUGAUUGGUCCACUUCAGCCAGUAGUUACAACAGUUGGCGAUAACGUCAUAUUGCCAUGCCGCCUAGAACCUGGCAAGGAUGCUGUCACCAUGGCGUUUGAAUGGACGAAAAGUGACCUGAACCCCAGAUUUGUCCAUGUGUGGCAUUCUGGUCAGGACCUGUUGGAUAUGCUGCAUCCAUCCUACAAGGGAAGAACGUCACUCAGCAGCGAGAGACUGAAGUCUGGAGAUAUUUCUUUAAACCUCUCUAAAGUGAAACCUUCUGAUGAGGGAAAGUAUAGAUGCUACAUUCCAGGAUGGGAGAGAGAAUCCUUUGUUGAGCUUGUUGUUGGUGCGGUGUCCUCACAUUUCAUAGUGGGUAUUGACAAAGUUG
This is a messenger RNA of Morone saxatilis (striped sea-bass), 463 nucleotides long. RefSeq names its product butyrophilin subfamily 3 member A2-like. The record is from RefSeq and is a predicted model, not a curated record. NCBI's taxonomy places the organism in Eukaryota, Metazoa, Chordata, Actinopteri, Moronidae.